Molecule: messenger RNA, 5575 nt
Organism: Pelodiscus sinensis (Chinese soft-shelled turtle)
Lineage: Eukaryota; Metazoa; Chordata; Testudines; Trionychidae
Source: RefSeq, a predicted model, not a curated record
GGCAGGAAGGGGGGAUUUUGUUGUGUGUGACGGGGGGAGGGCUGGUGGAAUUUUUUUGUGGGGAGGGGGGAAAAAGAAGGGACAAGAGCAAGACCCCCCCACUGGCUGAUUCCCCCCACUCUCCAGGGCCAGCCCCCCUCGCCCUCUCCUCUCCGGAUCUGUUGGAACCAUGAGCUGGGGGACAGAGCUGUGGGAUCAGUUUGACAACUUAGAAAAACACACGCAAUGGGGAAUUGAUGUUCUGGAAAAAUACAUCAAGUUUGUAAAAGAAAGAACAGAGAUUGAAAUCAGCUAUGCAAAACAACUUAGGAAUCUUUCAAAGAAAUAUCAGCCCAAAAAGAACUCCAAAGAAGAGGAAGAAUACAAGUACACAUCAUGCAAAGCCUUCCUAGUCACCUUGAAUGAAAUGAAUGACUAUGCCGGCCAGCAUGAAGUCAUUUCGGAGAACAUGACCUCUCAGAUCACUGCAGAGUUAACACGCUACAUGCAAGAGCUGAAACAGGAAAGGAAAUCGUACUUUCAUGAUGGAAGAAAGGCACAACAGUACAUUGAAACUUGCUGGAAACAGCUUGAAGCAAGUAAAAGGCGGUUUGAACGUGACUGCAAGGAAGCUGAUAGAGCACAGCAAUAUUUUGAGAAAAUGGAUGCUGACAUCAACGUUACAAAAGCAGAUGUUGAGAAGGCAAGACAGCAAGCCCAAAUACGACAUCAAAUGGCAGAAGACAGCAAAGCAGAAUACUCAUCCAGUCUUCAGAAAUUUAACCACGAGCAACAUGAACAUUAUCACACACACAUACCAAACAUUUUCCAGAAAAUACAAGAGAUGGAAGAAAGGAGGAUAGUGAGGAUAGGUGAAUGCAUGAAAACGUAUGCAGAAGUGGACCGCCAGGUGAUCCCCAUAAUCGGGAAGUGUCUGGAUGGAAUAACAAAAGCAGCAGAAUCAAUUGAUCAGAAAAAUGAUUCACAACUGGUAAUAGAAGCAUUUAAAUCAGGAUUUGAACCACCAGGAGAUAUUGACUUUGAAGACUUCACUCAGCCAAUGAAACGCACUGUCUCGGAAACCAGCCUUUCAAAUUCCAGAGGUGAUGGAAAAUCUGAGCCCAAGUUUGGUGGCAAAUCCAAGGGCAAAUUGUGGCCAUUCAUCAAGAAAAAUAAGCUUAUGUCCCUUUUAACAUCCCCCCAUCAGCCCCCUCCUCCUCCCCCUGCCUCUGCCUCACCCUCUGCUGUUCCCAACGGCCCCCAGUCUCCCAAGCAGCAAAAGGAACCCCUCUCCCAUCGCUUCAACGAGUUCAUGACCUCCAAACCCAAAAUCCACUGCUUCAGGAGCCUAAAGCGUGGGCUUUCUCUGAAGCUGAUAACUUUGAACACACAGGUCUGGAGUCUAAUAGAGGGUGGAGGACCAGAGGAUUUCAGCAAUCUCCCACCUGAACAAAGAAGGAAGAAACUCCAGCAAAAGGUUGAUGAGCUAAAUAAAGACAUUCAGAAGGAGAUGGAUCAAAGAGAUGCCUUAACAAAAAUGAAAGACGUCUACAUCAAGAACCCGCAGAUGGGAGAUGCAGCCAGUGUAGAUUACAAACUAGCUGAACUGGGACAAAAUAUGGAAAAGCUGCGAUUAGAGGCUCAGAAAUUUGAGGGCUGGUUAGCUGAGGUUGAAGGAAGGCUACCUGUACGGACUGAACAGAGCAGACGACAGAGUGGAAUGUAUGAAACCCAGAACACUUCAGCAGUCAAUAACUGUGCACAGGACCGAGAGAGCAGCCCAGAUGGCAGUUACACAGAGGAGCAAAGUCAGGAGAGUGAGAUGAAGGUGCCAAUGACAGAGUUUGAUGACGAGUUUGAUGACGAAGAACCACUCCCUACCAUAGGAACAUGUAAAGCUCUCUAUACAUUUGAAGGUCAGAAUGAAGGCACAAUUUCAGUAGCAGAAGGCGAAUUGCUCUAUGUAAUAGAGGAAGAUAAAGGUGAUGGGUGGACACGAAUCAGGAGGAAUGAAAAUGAAGAGGGUUAUGUCCCAACAUCCUAUGUCGAAGUCUAUUUGGACAAAAAUGCCAAAGAUUCCUAAAGGUGUUUGUGCUGGUGCAAGAACCUGGGGCGAGCUUGUCACAGAAGGAGAAACAAAUGGUCUGUUCACCCCGCAGGCAGUUAAAAUUCACCCACAUAAACAGACUCCUGGUCUGGUCUGGAGUUAGCACUUGAAAAAGCUGAAUCUAAAUUCCAUCCCAAUAUUACACAGCCGCUUGCUCUUUUUUAUGGCAUGUUACUUGUGGCUCAAACUAACUUAUUGACAUUCCCCAUUGUUCUGCCAAAUGGGCAUUGUCCUUCCAUAGAGCAUCACCAACAAGCCCCCGCUUCCCACCACCCUCCCCACAACCAGACAGGAUGCUGGCUGCAUUUUGAUGCCAAGGGUAACCAGAGAGUCCCACGCAUGUGCCAGUUGGGAUUCUGUUCUCCAGUGGCCCUCAGUCCAUCUGAAUGUAUGCACUGGUCCAUCAGCAUUUCACACGGUGCCUUUAAUGCUAAUCCUGCAGAUAUGCUCAUCAGACAGCCAGGGAAGGAGAUCCAUAGAAGUGGAAAGCCAGUUACAAUAAUAAUAUGACAGCAGCUGAAUUGGACACUGAAUUUGAUUGUUCAGUUUUACAUGCCUGAUAUUCAAUAUUACAUAUUCCAUAAGGAGUCCCAAAUGUCACUCCACCAUUUUUUAAAUGGCUGGUGCUCCCUCGAAGAGCUCAAUCCCAUUGGCCUUGCUGUAUCUGUAUGCUUGCUUUCCUGUGCCCUGUCCCACGCAAACACAUACCCAGGUAUUUGGGUUUGAAGCCACAUUUCCCCCAUCACCAAGACCUCCAUUUGAAUCUUGUUUCAGCCUGCAUGCUCGCCCUGUUGCCUUGCCUGCGCAUACCUUCCUAACAGUCGCAUCACUUUGCAGCUCAUUGUGCUUAACCUCUUUCCAGUGUUUUAGCUUUUAACCUGCCUUCUCCUUUUGCAUGGGCUCCUGCACACUCUCCUCAGAAUAUUCGAAUAGCAGAACUUACAUUUAAAAAAUAAAAUUACCUGCUCUCCACUCCCCUCUGCAUCUUGCCACGGACUAGACCUUUGCCUGGGCGUUUCAAACAGGAAUUCUUCAUUGUGUAUCGACCAUCAUGUUGUCAUGUGAUCUUAUUUAAAGGAGAAACAUUUUGAUGGUGGUGCUGUACCUCAUCCUUGAUCUACUGUGGAAGAAAUUAUGCUGCUUCCAGAUAUCAGGCUGAUGUGGAGCUAAACUCACUCAAGAGGGGUUAGUUGUUUUCUAAGCUCCUACAACUAUGAAUUUCUGACUCCUCCUCCUUACAGAAUCUUCACAUUACUAGGCUAUUGUGGUAAUCAUACACCUCCUCAAACCUAGUGUAACAGCAGCCAGUGGAAAAUAAGAACAGCUCUCCAAGGCCUCUUCAGAAAAUCCGCACCUCUUCAGAAAUAUUCUGGACUUUUUGUAGAAGGCCUAGAAUAGGGGUAGUCAACCCGAAAACGGCAAUGCCUGUUCUGUUCUUAAAAGGGCUGCAGCUGGGCCCUCCCCCCCCCUCCCCCCUUCUUUCUUUUUUUGCUCAAAAAAAUGCAGUGGCUGGUUUUUUUUUUUGUGUGUGUGGCUCAACAACUUUUUUCUCUUGGCUCUUUGUGCUACAUCCACCACUAUUUUGGUUUUUCAUCUGUAAUGGGUUGGCCAUCCCUGGCCUAGAAUGAGAGAUUUAAAAUGAAUGGUCUUGUGGCUAAUGGCCCUAAAAUGAAACCUGUCAGCUUUGGUUUGCAGGCAGGCCAUGUCUGUUGCAAUGCUGUCCCUUUUCUUGUGAGAAGGGGCAAUAUUAAAAUAUAGUAUCCAAGAGUCUUUAUGUACAGUAACACCUAGCUCUUCCUGUCUCAGGAUGAGAUGGUUGUCUUUAUGGUAGGUUAAAUGUUGUGUUCACAACUUUGUCCCUCUUAAAAUAAUAAAAAAAAUCUAUAUUUUUAAUACCAGAGAGUCCUUCACUUCUACAGUUGAUACUGUAGCUAAUGCUUCAUCAUGCUUAAUAAGUAUAAGCAUCAGCAAGCAAGACGACAAUUUUUUUAAUCAAGUUAACAUAGGCCAGGAGGCUGCAUUAUCUAAGCAGAUGGUAUAAACUCAGAAACCUCCGAAGCCCUUCAGUUGCAAUGUUGUCACAGCCCGAAGGGUCAGAAUCAGCUCAACUGCCAUCUAUACCACUGCUGCUACUAUGUUCGCUUCAUUCUUUAGAUCCAUGUCUUUGAUACCAGAAUAAAAUCCACCAUGUGCGCAAUUUGCUCUUAUAAUGUCGUAAUGCAGAACUGUAACAUAAGUGUGUGAUCAUUCAUUUGCAUUUCAAGAUCAGCAUAUCUCUCUAUCAGGGGAUCUAAAUUGGUUAAGCAGCCAACAGGCAUGCAAAUAUCUACAAAUAUUUUUAGCUGCAGUAUUUAUUCGUGUCUGAUGCACUGUUGAAUCAGCAGUGAGAAUCAGCUGAUUUUCACCCUUUUUGUGCCAUCUAUGUAAAAAUGAGAGAGUUUUCUUUUAUAUAUUUAAACUAGGUGGACAGUAUAUUAUUGUCAGCCUCUGUGGAACAUUUGAACUAUUCCAAUGUCAGUGUUGCUCUACCUAGUGCUUUAGAAAAAUUAGCUUUGGCCAUGCCAUCUGAUUUUCUUUGAAAGGGAUUUAUUAGAAGACCGUCUGUGGAGUUUUUAUAAACCCGCUGCCCCAUUUCAGAAAGCCUGGACCUUAAAACUGAUGACAAGGAAACUGCCACCAGUCAGGUACUAUAGGUUUGAUCUAUUUCUUUUGCUAUAUGUAUUCAGAGUAAGAAGUAGGUAAGUGAUAGUGUUUAACUUUAAAACAAAUAAGACAGAUUAAACACAAGACAUAUGAUAUUUAGUGUUGAUCUAGCUGUGUUGGUCCCAGGAUAUUAGACUCACCAGAUGGGCGAGGCCAUACCUGAAAAGCUCCAUGUAAGCUUGAAAGCUUGUCUCUCAAGCUGGUCUAAUAAAGGUUGUGUUACCUCCCCCUUCCCUCCCCCGUUUCUCUAACCAUAUGACUGGUUUAUGAAAACUUUGCUUGAAUUCACUAAGAUCACACUGAAGUGUGAUUAUACACACUCUAACAUGGAAACUCACCAUUGUCCCAAGCAAAACAAUGCUUCUAAUGCCCUUUCUUAACAUCUGUAAAUAACAGAAGAAAAGAAACCUAUUUAGUGAUACUGAAAGUUGUGUUUAAUCAUGAAUAUUUUUCAAAAGUUCUUUUUGGAUGGUUGCAUAUUGAUUUUUUUUUUUCCUGCUUGAAGUGUCAAAAGACUUAAAAGAAGCCAAAUUAUAUUUUAACAUGAUGCUGAGCACUUUUUAAAUUUGUGUGUGUGUGUGUGUAUGUGUUUGCGCACUGAAUUCUAGUUCUUGGUGGCAUCUCACGUGUUGUGAUUUCAUUGCCAUUGUAAAAGGUUCUGAUACUACCCAUUCAUUUCUGGACACAGAAUUGAACCAAAUAAAAUGCUUCCACUGGAAAGCGAAUAUUGAUCUUGUAACCAUGAAUGAAAAGUCAUCUACAUAUUUAAAUAAACCUUUAAUUCCA